This is a messenger RNA of Cladophialophora yegresii CBS 114405, 1533 nucleotides long. RefSeq lists its product as uncharacterized. Bases 1 to 1533 code for a protein of 510 amino acids. Gene Ontology annotation, molecular function: iron ion binding; heme binding; oxidoreductase activity, acting on paired donors, with incorporation or reduction of molecular oxygen, reduced flavin or flavoprotein as one donor, and incorporation of one atom of oxygen. The record is from RefSeq and is a predicted model, not a curated record. Lineage: Eukaryota; Fungi; Ascomycota; Eurotiomycetes; Chaetothyriales; Herpotrichiellaceae. The transcript has 4 exons.
AUGGCAGCCAUGUCGAUUCCUCACGUUCCCAUCCCGGUCAUCUUGAUCGCCCUUGUCGCUAUCUUUGCCAUCCAGCGAAUCUACUAUGAAAUGACCACUGGUGCUCGGAGGCGCCAGAUGAUCAAGGACAAUGGGUGCGAGGAAAUCCCAUGGUACCCCCACAAGGGCAUCUUGGGCAAACUGUACGGCCUAGAUCGGAUCAAGGAUAUGGUCGCGGCGGCCAAAGAAGGGCGGAUGCACGAAGCCAACCGGAUCAGAAACUUUGGAGACGGCAAAAAGACGCUCAGGCUUAGGCUAGCAAGGAGUAAUGUCAUCUCGACGAUCGAACCCGAGAACGUCAAGACGAUCUUGUCCACCAAAUUCCAGGACUUUUCUCUGGGCGAGAGGCGAAAGGAGGUGUUCCUGCCUAUCUUCGGCCAUGGGAUCUUUGCAAAUGACGGCGCUGCUUGGGAAAGGUCGCGCGCCAUGGUGCGGCCCAACUUCACCCGUCAACAGGUGGCAGAUCUGGACAUGUUCGAAGCGCACAUGUCUCAUCUGAUCGACUCGAUUCCCCGAGAUGGCUCGACCGUGGAUUUGCAAGAUUUGUUCUUCGGCUUGACGAUGGACUCCGCCACAGAGUUCCUGUUCGGCAAAUCGACAAACACUCUUGCAUCGGGCCUGGAGACCAAGUCGGCAAAUGAAUUCGUCAAGGCGUUCGUAUACGUCACUGAAGCCUGUGCAAAGGACUUCCGCUCUGGCGGUCUCGCCAAGUUGAUCCCCGACGCGAAGUGGCGGAAGAGUGUCAAGAUCAUGCACAACUUCGCGGACGAGAUCAUCCAACAGGCCAUUGAGGAGCUGAGGAGCGGCAAGAAGGACCCGAACGGUCGAUAUGUCUUCCUGCACGCCCUGCUCAGGCAAACACAGGACCCCUAUGCGCUGCGCUCCGAAUUGCUCAACAUUCUCCUGGCAGGCCGUGACACCACGGCCGGGUUGUUGUCCAAUACGUGGCACGUCCUGUCCAAGCGGCCGGACGUGUGGGCCAAGUUGAAAGCCGAGGUCGAGCAACUGGGCGGUGAAAAGCCCGACUACACGACGAUCAAGGAGAUGAAGUACCUGAAGUGGACGCUCAACGAAUCACUCCGCCUCAUGCCCGUCGUGCCUGCCAAUAGUCGUGAGGCCAUCCGCGACACGAUCUUACCCCUGGGGGGCGGCGCGGACGGCAAAGCGCCUGCUCUUGUAAGAAAAGGAGAUGUAGUAGGGUACUCACCGUGGUCGAUGCACCGCCGCGAAGACUUCUACGGACCCGACGCGUUGGAGUUCAAGCCCGAGAGAUGGGAGCACUUGCGGCCAGGGUGGGAAUACCUGCCCUUCAACGGCGGGCCGCGGAUCUGCGUGGGCCAGCAAUACGCCCUGAUGGAGGCCUCGUAUGCCACGAUCCGACUGAUCCAGACAUUCCCGCGGAUCGAGAGUCGAGACACCGAGGAGUGGCGCGAAUGGAUGACCAUUACGCUUGCGAGCGGGACGGGGGUCAAGGUCGCGCUUUUCGAAAAAUGA